AUGACUCAGAAUGGUGUCUCCUUUGAUUCUGUUUUUGACGAUCAAGAUGAGACUAUUGAGCGAAAGGGCUCUAGCAGCAUAAAGCCUUCACCUGGGGACAGUAUCCCCAACCAUAUAUCCAGAGACCAAGGAAACGGACGAAGAAACCUGAAGUGGUUCGCAUAUUACGACGAAUAUCGAUCAACCGAUGAUUUGCUAGAAGUGUCAACCGACGAAGAGCAAGACCAGCCAACUAUCCACCACGCUUUUGAUACCAUGUUCAGUGACUUCGAUACUUUCCCCUUCAUGGUCGGCGGGGCACCAACUCCGAUUACCCAUCUUCACCCUUCUGCAAUUCAGAUAUUCCAGCUAUGGCAGGUGUAUCUUGAUAAUGUCAAUCCCCUCUUGAAGAUAUUCCACGCCCCUUCUCUGCAAGUACAGAUUGUGGGAGCAGGGGUAGACUUGGCUAAAAUACCAAAACCCCUCGAGGCCCUGAUGUUCAGCAUAUACCUGAUCGCUGUGAAGUCAAUGGCAGAUGAGGAGGUUCAAAGUACCCUCGGAGAACCAAAGUCCACUAUUCUCGAUCGAUAUUAUCAAGCAUCUCAGCAAGCAUUGGUAAAUGCCGGGUUCAUGAGAUCAAAUGAUCUAAUGGUAUUGCAGGCCUUCCUAUUGUGUCUGCUCGGCGUAGGACGCAUUGUUGAUCCGCGUUCGCUUUUCUGCUUGAUUGGGAUUGCUGUACGCAUAGCUACGAGACUUGGUCUGCAUCGGGACGGUGCCAAAUUCGGGCUCUCUCCAUUUGAAGCGGAGCAGCGGAGGCGAACCUGGUGGCAAUUAGUUUCCCUUGAUAAACGAAUUGCAGAGAUGACAGGCUCCCCCAUCACAGCUCUGUCGUCUUGUGGGUCGGAGUGUCGACUCCCUUCAAAUGUCAAUGAUAAGAUGUCUUUUGGUCUGACGCGAAUCGAACUUACCCUGGCAUCUGUUCCAGACAGUAUUCGUCCUAAAACACUCAACAUCAAGGUCUCACAUGCCGUCCAAGCGCCCUCUACAAAGUCACCACAUGCAACUCAGCAAGGUUGCCAUCACAUGCCACCUCGUGAUGUGGAGGAUUAUGAUUCUUACUUCGAUUUAACUUUCAUAAAACACUGCAACCCCGAAAUUCCUAUUCAGCGGCUUACUAUGCUGGCAACCAAAGUUGGACUUUGCAAGCUCCAUGUAGUCGAGUUUAUGUGCCGAGGAGUUCCCGCAUCUAGCUUGAGCGAAAAAGAGCGUGACGGUACCUUUCUGAAGGCCAUCGAAAUGUUGGAAUAUGAUGAUGCAAUUCAUACCAGCGACAACCUCCGAGGCUUCCACUGGUACACCCAGCUCCAAAUUCCGUUUCCAGGAUACAUUUUUCUUGCUAGCGAGCUAGUUCACCGAACGAGCGGCGAGCUUUGUGAGCGUGCAUGGCAAGCAAUUUGCAAUAAUCAUGAGCAUCGGGGGCUUUAUCAUAAUCUGGAGAGUCCGAUGCAUAUGGCCUUUGGCCAUGCGCUCCUUAAAGCGUGGAUAUCCCGAGAACAAGCUGAGCUUCAACUGGGCAGAGCAAGUGAGCCCCCGAAACUGGUUACUGUGCUGCGUCAAAGGUUGGCUUCUAGGACGAAGGGCAAGAACCCCAAAGAUGUGAAUAGAAGCGCGGAUACUGCCAAUACGGAAGUUUCUGGCUCAACUAUGAGCGAGUCGCAGGCAGGUAUUGGGUCGUCAUCUGGACUCGAAAACACAUUCAAUAUGCCGGGGACUUCAACAGGGGAAAAUGUAGAUCCAAUGACUGGAUCUAGCUGGUUCGAUUCGAAUCAAAUGGAUUGGGUAUACCUUAUGCAAUCUGGGGAAUUUGGAGGUCUUUUUGGAGGUGAUGGGCCAGGGUUUACUUAA
Penicillium waksmanii is the source of this 1884-nucleotide messenger RNA. Its product is annotated as fungal specific transcription factor domain-containing protein. Gene Ontology annotation, molecular function: DNA binding; zinc ion binding. NCBI's taxonomy places the organism in Eukaryota, Fungi, Ascomycota, Eurotiomycetes, Eurotiales, Aspergillaceae. Gene Ontology annotation, biological process: DNA-templated transcription. Bases 1 to 1884 code for a protein of 627 amino acids. The transcript is spliced from 4 exons. The record is from RefSeq and is a predicted model, not a curated record.